GCAUACACGGCGUAGCAGACGACGCGCCAACAUGGGCUGCGUUCAAUGUCUUGGAUCCGCAUUACUUAGGCGGGUCGUGUCACGUGACAACACAGAUUGUAAAGCGCUGAAUGCGGGUAAGUUUGGGAACGCCAAGGUACCAAGCACUUAUCCUGGGGCCUGGAGUAAGGUCGAGUAAAUUUUGGAACACGGCACACGGCCAUGCCGACGAGGCUACGAAUCGAAUCUGACGUCAGGUGUAAAAGCCAAACAACCCACAUAAAAAAAAAAAAAUAAAAAAAAAGCAAUGAGGAAAAAAAAGUUGUUAGCAGUGUGACAGUAAUAGCAAUAAAUAAUAUUUAUUUCUACUAAUGACGGCCGUAGUGCUUCAGAAAGGCGGAACAAGACAACAAUAAACGGGACGCAUUCGAGUCGCGAAGGAAGAAAACAAAUGCAAUGCGCUCUUCGGGAAGGCACGUGACCGUAACCUCCAGUCACCCUUCUCCUAAACGUGUCAGCACUCACAGAAAUCUUUUGGUGGCGUUUUUUGAACGAAGGAGGUGACUGUAGUUGACUCUUUUCUCUGAAAUCCGGAACUCCGGAAGACUACUUCAAAUCAUUGGGUGUUCGCGAGUCGCGACGUUCUUUGCGGCGGAGGGAUUUUUUUUUAUUUAGCGGUCAUCAAACAUCUAGCCAAUCCUUGUGCUUGUGGGCUUGUGUGUAAGUCCGGCAGACUUCUUGACUGAUAUCCUUCGUAUUCUACGUUUGGCGACCGAAAUAUUUAUGACAUGGCUACUCCUGGCAAACGACGAAAGCGGUACCUAGACGCAGACCAGCCUUACCUCAUCCCGGUAUCAACCUUACGUUUCCAGAAGACGCUUGUGGGUCAGGGGGCUAACGCUGGCACCUCUGUAGUUACGGAACCGCUUGACGGCGACGAAGGUAGAGAGAACGGAGGUUACCGUAGUGACCCUCUAGGUACUGACGAAGACGACAUCCAAGACUGCCACGGAGCCUACCGUGAUGACCCUGUAGAUACUGACGAAGAUGACGCCGAAGACUGCCACGGAGCCUACCGUGAUGACCCUGUAGAUACUGACGAAGAUGACGCCCAAGACUGCCAUGGAGUCGACGUCGGAGAUGUCUCCACCGACAGUGAGCAUGCAUCGCAAGACCAAGCUGAUGACGGAGGGGACAGCACUGAUGAUGAACACCCUGACGGCGAGGUGUCGAGAGAGAAGUCUCUCGAAGAAGCCGUGAUCUCUGAAGACGACGACGACGAGGAGAUGGGACCUGGGUCCAUCGAAGAUCUCUUGACCCUGUGCGUGGAAGAGUUUGGUGCUAGUAUGCUGCCGCAUUCACCAACGUCGAAAGCUGGCGCCAUCGCGAUGGUUAUAUCGUAUGCCGUUUCGGAGAGAUCGACGUGGGCCGGGCUCGGCAAGCUAUUGACACUUGUGAAUGCCUUGUUUGGCAGCGCAGUUCUGCCGACAAGUAUCUACAAGCUGAGGAAGCUGUGGACGAAAAAAAAGGAAAACUUGGUGAAGUACCAUUAUCUGUGCCCAUGCUGUGACACGGUCCUCAACUCAAGCGAUUCGAUUGCACGAUGCGAUGUGUGCAAUUUUGAGGAGUCCACUGAGAAGCUAAGACAUGGUGGGUCAUAUUUCUUGAUGCUCGACCUCCACAAGCAGCUCAAGCACCUAAUUGGAAAAACAAGUGUCGAGCUUCAUCAUUCGCUGUCAAUGCUAGCACUCAAUGACUCUGAUUUGAUUACGGACAUUACAACAGCCGAAGCUUGCAAGCACUUGCGCCAAGAGCUUGCCUUAGGUCCGAGUGACCUAACAAUCACGUUCAACACUGAUGGGAGCCCCAUCUUCAAAUCCUCGAAGACGUCAGUGUGGCCGAUUCAAUUUACAGUAAAUGAACUACCCCCUGCAGUGCGCUUGCACCACCCUACAUUGGCUGGACUCUGGUUUGGGAAGCGCCAUCCAGACAUGUCGGUUUUUCUGACCAAGUUUGUGGAGGAAGUCAACACUAUGGCCCCUGUGACAUGGAUCCAUGGAGAUCAGCAGCUCACUUCAAAAGCCUUUGUACUGUGCUGCAGCGUUGAUACCCCUGCCCGUGCUGCCGUGCAAAACAUGGUCUCUUUCAAUGGGUUCUUCGGCUGCCCAUAUUGCUUGAUGAAAGGCGAGCACGAGGAAGGAUGCGUGCGCUAUGUCGCCGAUGAAGCCCCAAUUCCGAGGACAUCGGAGCUUGUUGUUCGAGACAUGGAGCUCGCCCAGAGGCUGGGGAGCCCUGUAAAUGGUAUCAAGGGUCCAUCACCUCUCAUGAACCUUGAAGGUUUCGACUUGGUUGCUGGCAUGAGCGUGGAAUACAUGCAUUGUGUUCUGCAAGGGGUGGUGCGACAAGUCACGGAGCUCCUCUUUUCAUCGACAAGCUCACGACAGGCAUACUACAUCGGUACACGUGCGUCUGUUGUCAAGGUAGACAAGCGACUACGAAGCAUCAAGCCUCCCCACUGUAUAACAAGGCUGCCUCGUUCCAUUGAGGAGCGUGGCUUCUGGAAGGCGUCAGAGUGGAAGCAGUGGCUCCUUUUUUAUGCACUGCCAUGCUUGCUGGAUGUCCUUCCCCAACUCUACUGGAAGCACCUCUCCAAGCUCUGUGAGGCUGUACACAUUUUGCUGCAUGACAGCCUUACGCUCCGUGACAUCAAGCGUGCAGAAGAACUACUAAACGCGUUCGUGUGUCGCGUCGAGGCCCUCUAUGGGAUAGGGGCCAUGACCUUCAAUAUGCACCUGCUGCUCCAUCUGGCCGGCUGUGUGCGCCACCUUGGACCACUCUGGGCCCAUUCGGCCUUCGUUUUUGAGGGUGGCAAUGGCACACUGGUGAACCUGGUAUCUGCUGCUAAAGGACUGCCCCAGCAGGUCGUGGAGCGGGUCGUGAUGGCGCAGGAGCUGGAGCUCUUGCUUGCCAGCCAUCAUCUACCCAACAGGGUAGAAAAAAUCUGCCACGGCUUUCUGGGCUAUAUGCCCAUUCAGAACGCCUCCCACGUGGAGGAAGCAACCAUGCUUGGCUGUGGGCGUGCAGCAAGUGUCACCACUGACGAAAAGGUUGCUCUGGAGCAGCACUGUAGAGCUUCGAUUAACUGUAUGACGGAGUAUGAGAGGUGUGUUGUGAACCACCAAGUUUACCACAGCACUGCUUACACGAGGGCAACUAAAAGUGACACAACUUUUGUGUGCACGUACGACCAUAGUUACUUUAGGAUUUUAAAAAUCUUGGAACUAAAGUCCUCAAGUGGCACUCACUGCAUCCUUCUUUGCAGGAGUGUUGUGCUGAGGCAAUCACAGUAUCUACCAGAACAUAUUAAGGAGUGUUUCCUUUCUGAAGUUGACACUGUGAGCUGUAUUGAACCUGCUAACCUCAAGAGCAGUUGCGUUUAUGUUGAUUUUCCUACAGACAGCAAGUCAUUCAUUUGCGACUUGCCGAACACAAUAGAGCGUGAUUAGCCUUGACUCUAGAGGGUCUGUGAGAGAAAAUGAAUGCCAGUUUUUUUGUGUUUUGCAUAGACGGGCUGGGCAAUGCGGAAAGCUGGGAAUCUGUGCGAAUUCUUUGUUGGUGGUCGUGAAGACUGCUCAAAUUUAAAGGAGCUGUGCUACGAUUUUAAAGGGAUACUACAAGGAAAUUUCGGUGCUUAUUUUAAGGUCUAUAUGUGUUCAAAGGAGCAGUAUCACAUCGAACACACCAAUAUCUUGUUAAAAAAGUUACGAAAUGGAAUUUUAAAACAAAUUAAAUGAUUAGCAAAAGGCACCUGGUGGAGUCGCUAACACCUCGUUUGUAAUGCACGUCUAGGAACCUUGACAGCUAGUGACGGUCAGUGUCUCGCCUCCGGCCACGAUGAGAGAAGGGGGUACGGAGGAACUCCCCUCUUCCCGAGAAUCCCUUUUGUACGUUCAAGAAGUAGCUAUUGUCUCCCUACAAGAUUGUAGAAGAUUAACCCGUCACUCAAAAUUCAUACAAAAGCAGCUGCUUUGGUUGCUGGAACGACUAGGCCAUCCU
Messenger RNA from Ixodes scapularis (black-legged tick), 4035 nucleotides. RefSeq lists its product as uncharacterized. Lineage: Eukaryota; Metazoa; Arthropoda; Arachnida; Ixodida; Ixodidae. The record is from RefSeq and is a predicted model, not a curated record. The transcript has 5 exons. The coding region runs from base 768 to 3485 and encodes 905 amino acids.